Messenger RNA from Abrus precatorius (Indian licorice), 2212 nucleotides. RefSeq lists its product as uncharacterized. The record is from RefSeq and is a predicted model, not a curated record. Bases 562 to 2013 code for a protein of 483 amino acids. Gene Ontology annotation, molecular function: protein binding. The transcript has 2 exons. NCBI's taxonomy places the organism in Eukaryota, Viridiplantae, Streptophyta, Magnoliopsida, Fabales, Fabaceae.
AUCCACUCCACUCUUCUACUCAUCAAAACCCUCCUACGGCUUAUCAAACUUUUUCAGUAAAAAAAAACAUCCUCUUCUGUUGCCAUCUGUUAUCAUCGGGUUUUGGCACACAACAUUCUUGAACUCUCACGAACCAGCUUCUUCAGCUUAUUUCGGUCUCAACUGCACACAUAUCUUUCUUUUCAGCUUGAACGAACUUCUUAACUCUUUGACUUUGCACCCAAACCCCUGAAAACUUAUGCAAUCUACCUUACUCAAAUCCUGCCAUACCCCUUUUAUAUUAUGAUUUUUACACUCUCUUUCACCAAAAAAGGAUCGUUUUUUCUUUACCCCUUUUGGUCGGUGUCUUUCUAUUCAUAAUAAAUUGCGGUGAUCUGAUUGUGUUAUUAAUACAGAAAAAGAAAGACUGUGUGUACAACACGUUAUUUACUUCACGGGUUUUCCGUGAUUUUGAUUAUUUUCUAUUUGGGUUUAAUGAUGAUUCCCUUUUAGGAGGUAUAGUUUUUUUUGUUCAGUGUAUUCAUUGUUUCUGUGAUCUCUGGAAGAACUUGGUGAUCGAAGAUGGGUUCAAGAGUCUCUCCCAAUGUUAAAUGUUGGCAGUUCAGAACCCCUUAUUGUUCUACCUGUGAUUCCUUGAAGACACCACGUGCUGUUCCUUCUUCGCUAUUGAGACAUGCCAGUGAGAGGAACAAUGCCAUCAUGCCAUGCGGCUUGGUUCAUAGGUCAACCUUCUCUGGCUCAAGGAGUUUGAAGGUGCAAAGAGGAAAACGUGCCUAUUCUGCACUUUUUGAUGACUUCCACCAUGAAGAAAUGAUGAAUCCGGUUCAGGAUAGUGGUGGUGAUGAAAAUGGCAAUGGAAUUGCUUAUGUUGUGUCUGGUAAAACCCAAAACAAACAACUCAAAAUUAGAGGUUCCUCUGAGGAAAGUUGGGCAAUGAAGCCUGAUGUUUUGGAGCCUUCUCUUUUGGGAAUAGAACCAGAACCACCAAGCUGGCCAGAAAGAGAUGAAAUUUUGAAACUGAGGUUUGAAAGGAAAGUGAACAGUGUGGAAAUCCCUUUGUCAAUUCGUAUGAUCAAGAAGAAGCUGCAAUUGGAGGAUGGUAUUAAAGAGGCAGGUGAAUUGACUAACUCUUCUGUGAAGAAGACCUUCUCUUCUAUGUUGUUUAUCAUGCACGAGCUUCAAAAUCAUGCUUUGCAAACAAGAGAGAGCCUGUGCUGUGAAGACUUGCAAAGUGUCAUGGCCAAGCUGAGGAGAGAAAUGGAUGCUUCUUUUGUGUGGCUCUUUCAGCAGGUUUUCUGUAAGACACCAACUCUCAUGGUCCAUGUGAUGGUCCUCCUAGCUAACUUCUCCGUGUUCUCUAUGGACAACAACACUGUUAAAGCAGUCACUCCUUCAUCUAUGAUCACCACUGCUCUAUAUUUGACCAACAAUGAGAGUAAACUACGACAUUCACAAGUUGAUGCUGAUUUUGAUCAAGGUGAGUAUGUAAAGGAGGAGUUGACAGAAGAGGAGGAAAUGUUGUGGAAGUCCAUGCUAGAAGAGGCUUCAAUAUUGGAAAAGGAAUUGAAGAGUGAAGUUUUGGACCAUGAGACAAUCCAACGGUUAGUAGCCCCCGUGUCUGUGGAGCUUGAAGGGGAUCAAUACGAGGAAUAUGUCAAAACUGAGCUUCAUUACAAAAAACAUUUACUCCGGACACCUCACAGUUCCCUUUUGCUGUCUAAUUAUGCACAGUUUCUAUUCCUUGUCCUUCAUGACAUUGAUGGGUCAGAAGAGUACUACAAGCGUUCAGUGCUGGUGGAGUCACCUGAGGCUGAGGCAUUCAGUCGCUAUGCUGACUUCUUGUUGAUGGUAAGAAAGGAUGUUUGGGCAGCAGAACUGAGAUAUAUGCAAGCAUUGGAAGCAGAUCCUGGCAACACUUAUUAUUUAUCUAAGUACGCCAGUUUCCUUUGGAACACCGGUGGACAAGAUACUACUAGCUUUCCUUUAGAAGAAUUGGGCAACUUACAACUAUGACAUUGUCCAUAUGAUCCAUCAUAGUCGAGUGAAGGUACUUUUUGGUUUUUCCUGGAUAGUUGUUACUCCAGUUAGUUUCUUUUUUUCCUAAUAUCAAUUAGUAAUUAAUGGAACAACUAUCUUUGUUUAUAUAUAAAAGUGAAGAUGUGUCUACCCUGAAUGAUGAUAUCAGCUCAAAAUUAUGUUCGUGAAUAGUGCC